AUGCGACUAAGAUGCUUUCGAGCCAUUCUGAUUGGAUGUCUACUAUUGCUGCUUUUCGCUUCCAAUGAUGCGGUGCUGGGAGUUCGUGAGCCAAAAGCUGCACCACCUGGCACUUCAUCGCUGACAUUUGUAUUUGAUACAACCGGAUCGAUGAACGAUGACCUCAUACAAGUGCAGGAUGGUGCCCGAAAAAUUCUGGAUACCGUAUUAACUCAACGUGAAAAACUCAUCUACAAUUAUAUCUAUGUACCAUUUCAUGAUCCAAGAGUUGGGCCCGUAUUUACGACAACCGAUUCAAGUGCAUUCCAAAGGCAUCUAAGCUCAGUACAUGUGGUUGGCGGCGGCGAUUGCCCCGAAAUGACGCUUAGCGGUUAG
Gongylonema pulchrum is the source of this 375-nucleotide messenger RNA. Lineage: Eukaryota; Metazoa; Nematoda; Chromadorea; Rhabditida; Gongylonematidae. The record is from the annotation of a GenBank genome assembly.